CUGCCCGCCCUGUACUCCGACUUCCGUCCCCAACGAACCCUCAACCCAGAUGGCUUCCAGGCCAACGUGAGCGCAUGGCGACAGGCCCUCGCCCGCGCAGCUUGGGAAGGCAGGAUAGCGUCGCAGGUCUCUGCACCAAACCUCCUGGUCGUCAACGUCGACGAGCAGCUCGUCCGCUCCCUCGAAAGCAAACAGUUCGGUCGGCCACUCGCCCUCGGCACCGUCGUCAGGGAGGCCGUCAACGACAAAGACCUCUACCCCCUCAAAGAAUUCCUCGCCGCCAAGGACAGCAUAUACGCGAAGACGUGGUCGCAAGUCCCGUGGAGCGUGGUGUCUUGGGCGGCCGGGCAGCUCGGGUUCGGAGGGAAGUCAACCUCCGGCGAGGAUAAGCUGCCCAAGGGCCAGUUUGUGGUGAUCAAGAACGUCGAGACAACUGCGAAGGGCCUUGCGGAGAAGGUCAGCUCUGCGGAUGCCCGGUUCGAUAGGACGUACACCAAGUCGCAUUUCCAGAAGACAUUUGCGGAUAGUUUGGUGGAGCACAGGAGGUUAUCAGACACGGACGUCGACAUUCUAUUGGUUUUCUUGUCGCGGGAUAAGGGCCUUGUGGUCUACGAUGGCAAGGUCGUCAAGAUCAAGGGUUCAGGGCCCGAGGAGGACGAGUCUUCUAUAACGGAGGAGGACGCCGCCGUCUCGUCCCUAAAAGAGCUGAUCGAAGACAUGAAGAACCAAACGGCUCUCCUCUCAACGCGCAUCGAUGAGCUCACGGUGACCGCGAAGGAGGCCGUUGCGAAGAAGAACAAGGUGGCUGCUAUGGCGGCCCUGAAGUCCAAGAAGCUCGCCGAGAACUCCCUGCAGACGCGCUUCGCGACGCUCGGCCAGCUCGAGGACGUCGCAUCGAGGAUCCAGCAGGCGCGCGACCAGGUGCAGCUCGUCAAGGUCAUGGAAGCGAGCGCGGGUGCGCUCAAGGGGCUCAACGAGAAGGUUGGCGGGGCGGACCGCGUCGGCGACGUGGUUGCCUCGUUGCGGGAGCAGAUGGGCGAGGUCGACGAGGUCGGCGACAUCAUUGCGGACGCCAACGCGGCGCCUGCGGAUGAGGUCGAGGUCGAUGACGAGCUGGCGGAGAUGGAGCGCGAGGAGAGGGAGAAGGAGGAGGCUCUCGAGAAGGCGAAGAGAGAGAAAGAGGCGGCCUUGGAGAAGGCGAAGAGGGAGAGGGAGGAGGCCAAGGAGACCGAGGAGAUGGAGAAGAGGUUGGAAGCGGAGAUGCAGGGACUGAAGGCGCCUGUCACGGAGCCCGAGGAAGGAGCGAAGACGCCUUCGAAAGAGACGGCGGAGAGUUUGGAGAAGUUGGAGUUGGAAGAGAGGCCUCAGCCACAAGCAGCGUAA
This is a messenger RNA of Colletotrichum karsti, 1383 nucleotides long. Its product is annotated as snf7 family protein. Gene Ontology annotation, biological process: vesicle budding from membrane; late endosome to vacuole transport via multivesicular body sorting pathway. The record is from RefSeq and is a predicted model, not a curated record. The transcript has a single exon. Gene Ontology annotation, cellular component: cytoplasmic side of plasma membrane; multivesicular body; ESCRT III complex. NCBI's taxonomy places the organism in Eukaryota, Fungi, Ascomycota, Sordariomycetes, Glomerellales, Glomerellaceae.